UUCUCCUUAUCCGACCUGUCUCGUUUUCUUUUAGUCGGCGUUGGUGUCUGCAACUUCACUUGCAGCUUCACGGUUUGGUCUUGUAGCAGGUUGCUACCCAAAUUUAUCCGUUAGAGCAUAUUUCGGUUUUUUUUUUUACGGGUCUUCGUGCAACCAUCCAGUCGCCGAACCCUUUGUUUCGGUUUCUUACGUGUUGUUGAAUGGUCAUUGAAUUUUGUGGGCGUGAUUCCUUGAUGACCGUUUGAUGGCUGAGCUACGCUAUUUGCGGCAUUUCGAGCUUGCUGGGUACAGGACAAACAAAGCGGCUCUGCAUACACUUUCAGCCUGUGAUCAGAAAUUUAUGACAUCCUUCCCAGUUUGUAAGCAAAAUAAAAAAUGCAAUCUGAAGCUUUACAUUAUGCCCAUCAAGAUUGCUGCUCAGUUUUGUGUCACGAGAUCUUCAGUUGGAUCAUUGAAACCUGGUGAAAAAGGCCCUCAAAAUGAUGUUUGUGCCACUUCUUCAUAUCCAGAUGACUAUCAGAGCAGUAAUGAUUUUGAGAGACAGUUACAAGAGUUUUUUGAUGAUAUCAAACGAAUGAUUAGGAUGGGAAACAAAAAUGAAGCUACAGAUUUGCUCAAGGCAAAUUAUGAAAUGGUGAAUGAGAGGCUGAGUGGAGGCACUAAAGGUGUAGAAGAAGCUGCUGUUCUGGAUAUCAUAGCACUAGGUUUUAUGGCUGUUGGUGACUUCAAUUUUGUUGGUUCUCUACUGAAUGUGAUGAAGGAAGUUGUUGACACUUUGAAGGAUGAUGCGCCAUGUCUAGAUUCAAUUCUCAUGCAUAUGGGAAGCAUGUAUUCAACUUUAGGGAACUUUGAAAAAUCACUCGACACAUAUCACAGGGCUAUUUACAUCAUGGAAAGGACCUAUGGUAAGGAUAGCACUUUUCUUGUCACACCCUAUUUGGGUAUGGCUAAAGUUUAUGGUUCUGACGGAAAAGCAACAAAAUCAAUGGAAAUGUACCAAUAUGCUAUUACUCUCCUUGAAUCAAGUAGAGGUGCUAAAAGCAAGGAUUUGGUUGUACCUUUACUUGGUCUUGGCAACCUUUUACUUAAACAAGGAAGAGCCAUUGAUGCAGAAGCUCAUUUUACAAGAGUUCUGAACAUAUAUACAUCAUUUUAUGGGCAAAAUGAUGGUAGAAGUGGAAUGGCUAUGAGUUCCCUGGCACAGGUGAAAUGUGCUCAAGGGAAGGUGGAUGAUGCAAUCCAUUUGUACAAGAGUGCUCUUCAAAUCAUCAAGGAAUCAAAUUAUAUGUCACCGGAUGACAGCAUUAUGGAAAAGAUGAGGGUAGAUCUGGCUGAAUUACUACACACCGUUGGGAGGGGACAAGAAGGCAGAGCAUUAUUAGAGGAAUGUUUAUUAAUCACAGAGAGAUAUAAGGGAAAUGAGCAUCCCGACUUAGUGACACACAUGAUGAACCUUGCAACUUCAUAUUCACAAUCAAAUAAUUAUGUAGAGGCUGAGCGCUUGCUCCGAAGAAGUUUGAAAAUCAUGACAAAGAAGAUGGGGACCGAUGACCAGUCCAUCACUUUCCCAAUGUUGCACCUUGCAGUUACUCUCUACCAUCUGAAGCAAGAUGAAGAGGCAGAGCAAUUUGCCCUAGACGUUUUGCGCAUACGCGAGAAGGCAUUUGGAGAAGAUUCUCUUCCUGUUGGGGAGGCAUUGGAUUGUUUGGUGUCCAUUCAAACCAGAAUCGGUAAGGAUGAUAGUGAAUUACUCAAGCUGCUUAAGAGGAUACUGAAUAUCCAAGAGAAAGAAUUUGGGCCCGAGAGUGACGGGAUUAUGGUUACCCUGAAAAAAAUUGUAUAUUACUUGGAUAAACUAGGAAGAAGGGAUGAAAAGCUUCUCAUUCAGAGAAGGUUGUCUGUGCUUCGAAGAAAGUUCAAGCAAAUGGUUCGCCAUUGAAAGUGUAUUGUUCCAUUACCAAUCUUUAUCCUUCUUGCUUGAA
Prosopis cineraria is the source of this 1982-nucleotide messenger RNA. Its product is annotated as protein KINESIN LIGHT CHAIN-RELATED 2. Gene Ontology annotation, biological process: chloroplast organization. The transcript is spliced from 9 exons. NCBI's taxonomy places the organism in Eukaryota, Viridiplantae, Streptophyta, Magnoliopsida, Fabales, Fabaceae. Gene Ontology annotation, cellular component: chloroplast. Gene Ontology annotation, molecular function: protein binding. The coding region runs from base 245 to 1939 and encodes 564 amino acids. The record is from RefSeq and is a predicted model, not a curated record.